Messenger RNA from Carica papaya (papaya), 1819 nucleotides. Lineage: Eukaryota; Viridiplantae; Streptophyta; Magnoliopsida; Brassicales; Caricaceae. The record is from RefSeq and is a predicted model, not a curated record.
AACUCCAAACAAUUAAAACCCUCUUGAAAUAAUUGAGCUUUUGUGACAGAAAAAAUUAAAAAAGAGAAAAAGAAACCCCAGAGCUCUCUUCUCCCCCUUCCCUCUCUGUCUAUAAUUUUUGUGUACAGUUGCUGCAUUUCUUCUUCAAUGUAACUGGGUGGGUUGAAGGGGAAGGAGACCUCAAAACCCAUAAAUUUUCUGAGGGAAAAGUUCAGACCUUUGAGGGUUUUCUUUUCUUUUUCUCUUUCACCUAACAUACCUGAUCUCUCUCUGCUUCUGGGUCUCGAGGAUUGGGGAAGAUGCCAAGGCCAGGGCCAAGACCUUAUGAGUGUGUUAGAAGAGCUUGGCACAGUGAUAGGCACCAACCCAUGAGGGGUUCUCUCAUUCAAGAAAUUUUCAGAGUUGUCAAUGAGGUUCAUAGCUCUGCAACUAAGAAAAACAAGGAAUGGCAGGAGAAACUCCCUGUUGUUGUCUUGAGAGCUGAGGAAAUUAUGUAUUCCAAAGCCAAUUCAGAGGCUGAAUACAUGGACCUUAAAACACUUUGGGACCGCACAAAUGACGCCAUUAAUACUAUAAUUCGACGGGAUGAGAGUUCUGAAACUGGAGAUUUUCUUCAACCUUGUAUUGAAGCCGCGCUCAAUUUGGGUUGCACGCCGAGAAGAGCCUCGAGGAGCCAAAGGAAUGUCAACCCAAGGUGUUAUCUUAAUCUGAACAAUCAGGAGCCCACCGGUACAGAGAUUUCCGGGCUAGGAAAUCAUACAUCUAAUUCGCAUUUUGUUGCCUAUUAUCUAAAUUUCAUGAAACCCUCAACAUUAGGAGCAUCCAAUUUAAGCUCUGUGUGUCGAAACCCAGUUGUGCAAACCCAUAACUGCUUUACUAACAAUUUCCCCUUAGCAACCAAGAAUGUUUCCCCAUCGAAGGCCAACCAAUGCUUGUCUAUGGAAAGUGGUUCUGUCUCGAACUUGUACACCGUCUACCCUUUGUACUAUGGAAAUUGCUUCCACGUCGAAGAAUCCCAUCAUGGAUCCAGAGUUCUUCCCAAGCCAUUUUCCAAUUGUCCCGAGCAUCUUGCUAAGGUGGGAAGUUUUCCAACCUCCUGCUUCCCAGAUGCCAGUAGUUCAGGAAAGAUAAUCCAAACAAAUACCAAGGCGAAAAUACAGGAAAUUCCACUCGACAAUGAAUGUGAUUUAUCACUCCGGUUAGGCCCUUGUUCAGUUCCCUGCCCCAGUGUUGGAAACCGCCAGGAUCUUGGAGACAUUGAUUCUAAUUCCGAAGAGGGGAUUACAGGAAGAAGUCUGACACCAUUAAUUGAUCAGGAGUUCUGUUUCUUUGGUAAAGGCAAUACGAGUGACAAAUUACACUUGAUUUCUACUGAAUGCAUUGUGAAGGAUGAGCACGGGCAUACGAAUCUGGACACAACAAUGAGAAAGCGGAAGAUAGUUUUGAGUCAAUCGAUGGAGGAUCAGCAAUUUUGUUGGCAGCCGAAGCUUCCAUAUAACCAAUUUGCAGGAAGAAUGAAAAGUGCAGGUUUGUAGACUGAUUCUUACUUGGGACUUUUGUGGCAUUUUUCUUGUGAUUGCAUUGCUGAAGCAAUUUUUUUUUUUUCUCUUUUUUCUUGUGACCCAAGCGCUGGUUGGUAAUUAUGUUACCAUCGAGUGGUAGCCCAUCGAUGUCCCAAGAAUAAGAACUGUAUAUAGAGAUGUCUAAGUUGAGAGUCCUGAACCAUCCCAUGGAUAGACUAACAGAAGAAACCAUGUCAUCUGCAAUGUACAAAAUAAUGCUGUUAUCUUAUCUUAUUGCUAGUGAUUUUUAGUGUCUU